Molecule: messenger RNA, 7714 nt
Organism: Alligator sinensis (Chinese alligator)
Lineage: Eukaryota; Metazoa; Chordata; Crocodylia; Alligatoridae
Gene: ADAMTS15
Product: ADAM metallopeptidase with thrombospondin type 1 motif 15
Exons: 7
Coding region: 4526-6463 (645 amino acids)
Biological process (GO): proteolysis; extracellular matrix organization
Cellular component (GO): extracellular matrix
Molecular function (GO): metalloendopeptidase activity
Source: RefSeq, a predicted model, not a curated record
ACUGCUGGAUGAACCUCAGUUCAUUUUGGAUAAGCCCCAAUGGUUUGGAUGCUUAGAGGAACUUCUUAGUUUUAGAGACCAGGGUGGACAUUUUGGCAGACGAGCUUUUCUUGUGAGAUAUUUAGCAUCUUAGACUCUUGCCCUGGGUAGAGAUACAGCAUGAAUCUUUUAUUUAUAGUGUAAUAGGACCUUUUGGAUGUUAAGUAUUGUAGCUUGUUUCUGUCCAUUUUGCAAGCUGCAGUGAUACCCUGACCCUGCUCAGUCUGGGAGUGCAUUUUUUUUUUUUUUUUUUCCUCCUUUGAUUCCCGGAACUCCUUUGCUCUGAUCAGAGAAGAUGAUUAAAAGAGUGAGAAAACAAUACUUAAAUCUUCACAAACAAAUAAAUUGUUUGUGUGAAGUCCAGGGGGAAGGGGGUGGGGGAUACUAUUUAUCCUCCUGGACUUUCCCAUGUGGGUGAACUUCAGAGGUGAGGGCUGCUCAGUAAGGAGCUAGUUGUGCACUGCCUUGAAACCUGAGAAGCUAUCAAAUGUGACCCAAUGUCAGACCUGGGGCUGUAUCUCCAUUUUUAGGUUACCCAAAUGGUUCCCUUAAGUCCUCUAGUCUGGGGAGAGAGACCAGCAUGGAAGAAAAGGAAGUGGGAUAGCAAAGAGCAAGGGCUCUUUUCAGACAGGUAGCAGUGAUCUGCUUUCUAUGGCAACUUCUGUCUGACUUUAUUUGUGUUAACAUAAAUACACCUGUCUCUCAAUAGUGUAUGGGCACCUUGCCACUGGUUAGGCAAGGCACAUGCACACAGAGAGGGAGAGUUCUUGCCCCAGAAAACAUUACACUUUAAGCAGACAAGGGGAACAUCAUAAUCUACAUUUACAUAUAGCCAGUAAGACUGCGUCCAGAUGAGUAUGACUGUGCAGUAUGUGGUGCCGCAGACACAUCUGCAAUGCCACAAACCGCACGUUCAGCUGUUCUCCAAGCUGCAAGGGUGCAGCACAAGAGGUGUUUUUUUUUUUUUUUGACCCCUGGAUGUCUAGGGAUCAAAAAACCCAUUUAAAAAAAAAAGUAGAGUGGCGCACAUAUGGGCAGCACAUGCCAAUGAAAAAAGGAGCCUGGCCGGCCACAGCCACACUCCAGCUGCUGGCCAGGCUCCAAGCAGCAGGAUUGCCACUGUUGCAGCCCCAGGAGGCCCCCAGGCAAGGCUGCUGGAGUCAGCCCAAUGCUGGCCCAGCCUCCCCUCCCCCACCCAGGUUAUCCUGCUGCGUAUAAGAGGGUAUGUAGCACAGGUGUUCCUGGGUGACAACUAGCAGCGGCCCAAGGUGUCCUGCUGCUAGUUGUCCCCGGGGAACCAAAUGUCCACGCUUAUGUGGAUGCGGUCUAAGGGCCCAAUCCAGCUCCCCCUGAACUUGGUAAAACUUCCAUAGACUUUAAUUAUGCAGGAUCAGACCUUUAAUGACAUCAUGCCAAACUCUCCAGUACAGGCAUGUGUCUUUAUUGUAAUGUCUCAGAUGGGGAAACUGAGGCACUCUUUUAAGACGCCUCAAGUCGGACACCAGAAAUUACCAGCUGCUUCAUGGCAGUCUCCCCAUCCUCUCUUUCAGGCACUGGGAGGUGAAAGACUAAACUAUUCAAACUCAGUUACCAGAAUUUGCAUUUAGAGGCCGAGAUACCCAGCUUUCAGUAGAGGCAUUGAGCACCUGCUGCUCCUACUGUCUUCAGUAGGGGUUUUGGAUGCUAAGCACUUCUGAAUUAGCAGCUAUACUCCUUAUACACCCAGCCCAUCUCUAGCAUUUAGUCUGUGGAGCAGGGAUUGACUGUUUGCUCAGGUUGCUUGAAGCUGCUGGAAGAUGAUCACCAAUAUUAUUUAGGGAACCUAAAUUUGAAGAUCUUUGAUUGAUCUUCAGUGGGAGGAGAACCCAGGAGUCCUGACUCUCCAACCACUGCUUGGAAUCCUGUUCUUGCUCCAUUGGGUAAAUUUUCUGUCCCUUGCAACUGAGCAUCCUCUGUGGCCUCUGCUGUGCGGGACACUACAACAUCCCUGCACAUGUCCUGGUUCAAAGGUAGUCCAGGCCUGGGAAGGUUUGCCCUGAAACUGUUAUUAAUUCUGUUGAGGGAGUAAAAUCUGUAUGCCAGCUUCUCUUGACCAGCAGCACCAUCUCAGUCCUGGCUCCUUACAGCUGCCCUCUUAAGACAGAGGUGUGGCAAAAGUACUGCUUGGGUUUCUUGCUCCAGCAGCUGACACAAUGGUCCUCCUCAGUGCGGUCUGUUUGCUCACUUAGGACAGGAGGUAAAGGAAAGUCAGAAACAUGAGACCUAAAACUACAAGCCUGGGAAAGUUGGGGAGUGAGUUACAACCAGAAGCAAUUGGUUACCUUCAGGGCUUCUAGUUGGGAGAUAAAACUUCCCUCUCUGGUGCAAACUGCAAGUCUUCAGACUGUCAUGCACACACCAUUUCCAAGGCUAGAGCUUUCCCCGGCUGCUGAGAGAGCCAAGGAUAUUUUGGCAGCACCUCAUCAGGAUGGGAAAGGCAUCCUCUGUGGCAGGCUUUUCUGUGCUUGAAAGGGAAGCCACCUUAUUUCACUCCUUGGAGCUGCAGAUACUCUCCCUUGCCCAAUUCUGCAGUCAUUUCCCCAGUUCUAUCUUGGGUGCAUCUCCCAUCUCUAUCUCACAGAAGAGUGAUAAUCAGGGAUCCAGCUCUGGUCUCUGGACUACCAGGCUAUUGCCUUUACCACUAAACCUGUACCUGAGCCAGCAGAAACCAGUUACAGCUUUCAUCUCCGGUGCAGUGCCCCCUGCCACUCCCACAGCCACUCUCUUGGGAAGGUCUUAUUUUGGUGUAGCCCAGAGAAACAGUGCAGUCUGCCGAGUAGCACGUAGGUCUGGGGCCAGGAUACCUACCUUCUGUUUCCAAUGCCAUCACUUCCCCAGGGGCUACUAACACCAACUUUUGUAAAGCGCAUUGAACAAGCAGCAGUGCAAAGCAUUAUGACUGCAGUUCAACCCACUGCUUAAAGAGGCAGUGCUUCCCGGUAGUCUUCCUACAGUGCCGCCUUCUCCUUCAGAGCAUGAAUCACUUCAUUCACAGGCUGCUGUGUGCUAUCUGUGCCUGGGGAGCUCAGAUAAACCACAAUGGCCUGCAGUAGCUGAGAGCUGCAAGACCUUGUUGAGAGUAGGUGAAGUUAAGCAAAUGUUAAUAGAAAUUAGAGCCUGGUUUAUAUCUGCAAGUGAGGAAGGUUGGUUUUGUGGUUCAAAUGUUAAGUUCAAGUGCUUGGCUCUGGGACAGACUGUCUGGGUGACCCUGGACAAGUGACUUCAUGCCUCUGGUCAAGAUUAUUAGGGUCACUGAACCUCUUAGCUGGCAGGUAGCCUAUAAAAGAUACCUGAAAGGGGCCUGGUUUUCAGAGGCAGUGGUUGAUGCUCUUUGAAAAGCAGUGCACUUUUUAAAAGCCUCAAGUUGGGCACCAGAAAUUACCGGCUGCUUCAUGGCAGUCUCCCCAUUCUUUCUCUCUCUCUCGGAUGUUGUCUCCCUUGACUGUUUAGACAAGGUUCUUCUGCAGGAACCGUGCCUGCUUCUGUGCAGCCCCUAGCACAAUGGGGUAUAGAAUAUUUGGAUGAUAUUUUGCCUAUUUGGUUACAGUAAGCCCAUAGCACUAGAGAAUAUCCUGAUAGGGUUUCUGUUUUCAGAACCUGGAAAUAAUAAUUGGAUGCUAUAAUGUGAGGUUUCUUAUGCCUCUUUCUAGGCACACUGGAAAUAUAUUAAGAGGAGGCCCGCCCUCAGUUGCUCAGUGUUUUUGGUCCAGUCCAGACAGUCAGGGGCAACUAGGAAGCCAGAAGAAGAGGAAUGCAAUAAUUUUGAGCCAUUUGAAGGUCAAAAUCAGUGUCAGCGAUUGGUGAAGGUUAGAUCAGUUCAAACUUUUGUCUGCUCCCAGUGCUGGUACUGGCUUGAAUCCAAAGCAUGUUGAAGUGAUAGGAGCCUUUCAGUUGACUUCAGCUGACUUUGGAUCUGACCCAUAAACCUCUCAAAGCCAGCCAGAGGUGAAAACUGACCAGUUUCUUGAGCCUCAUCCCAGUGCAGCAAAUCUUUCCAUUGACUUCAGACUUGAAAUCAGACUUUUUGUCUUUCUGAACCGAAAGGAGCUGGACUAAAUCCUUUGGUGUUCAGGCUGUGCUCCUCCUGGCUGGACAGGGGAAGCAGGAGUGACUGUCACUGAAAAUGCGGGAAGAUGCUAUAUAUAAGGCGUCCUUGGUGCCAGGGGUAAUUCCAAACAUGUCACUUCAGUACAUGGCACAGUUCAAGGUUGUGUGUAUUUUAGGUCAGGCUCCUGCUGGAGAGGCUUCCUGGAUCCUGCGUUGUAUAAACAGAGAUGUGUUUCUGGUUCCCUCCUGGUUCUUCCUUUCCAGGGAUUCUUUCAUGCAAAAACACAUUCUUUCUUGCCUGUGUGAGGCAAGGCAUCUCUGAGUCGUUUCUUGAGGGCUCAGUCCUUCCUCUGGGGGAUGGUUCAGGACCUGCAGGUUCAGUGCUCAAGCUGCACCACUAAUGCAUAGUUUUGUCCUCUGCCCAUGUCCCCUGCAGGAUUUAUGCGGUGCCACCACCUGCGACACACUGGGCAUGGCUGAUGUUGGCACUAUGUGCGACCCCAAGCGCAGCUGCUCCGUUAUUGAGGACGACGGGCUCCCUUCUGCCUUCACCACGGCGCAUGAGCUGGGUCAUGUGUUCAACAUGCCCCAUGACAACGUGAAGGUCUGUGAGGAGACCUUUGGCAGGCUGAAAACCAACCACAUGAUGUCUCCCACUCUCAUACAGAUUGACCGUGCCAACCCCUGGUCAGCCUGCAGCGCUGCCAUCAUCACCGACUUCCUUGACAGUGGGCAUGGGGAUUGCUUGCUGGACCAACCCACCAAGCCCAUCCCUCUGCCAGAGGACCUCCCUGGGGCCAGCUACACCCUCAACCAGCAGUGUGAGCUGGCCUUUGGCAUCGGCUCCAAGCCUUGCCCCUACAUGCAGUAUUGCACCAAGCUGUGGUGCACGGGAAAAGCUCGGGGACAGAUUGUCUGUCAGACACGCCACUUCCCCUGGGCUGACGGCACCAGCUGUGGAGAGGGAAGGUUCUGCAUGAAGGGAGCCUGCGUCGAGAGGCAUAACAUCAGUAAGUACAGGGUGGAUGGCAACUGGGGGAAGUGGGCACCCUACGGCCAGUGCUCGCGGACCUGUGGCGGAGGAGUCCAGCUGGCCAAGCGCGAAUGCAACAAUCCAGUGCCUGCCAAUGGAGGGAAGUACUGUGAGGGCAUCCGUGUCAAGUACCGGUCCUGCAACCUAGAUCCAUGCUCCGAUUCAGUGCCAGGAAAGAGUUUCCGAGAGGAACAGUGCGAGGCCUUCAAUGGCUACAGCCACAGCACCAACCGGCUCACUGCCUCCGUCUCGUGGGUCCCUAAGUACUCAGGAGUUUCGCCUCGAGACAAAUGCAAGCUCAUAUGCAGGGCUAACGGCACAGGUUACUUCUAUGUGUUGGCUCCUAAGGUAGUAGAUGGGACCCCAUGUGCACCCGACUCCACCUCUGUCUGCGUCCAGGGCAAAUGCAUCAAAGCGGGAUGUGAUGGGAAGCUGGGCUCCAAGAAGAAGUUUGACAAAUGCAGCGUGUGUGGAGGAGACAACAAAAGCUGCAAGAAGGUUUCAGGGUUGUUCACAAAGCCCAUGCACGGCUACAACUUUGUGGUGGUCAUCCCAGCAGGAGCCUCCAGCAUUGACAUCAGGCAGCGAGGCUACAAGGGACUGAUUAAUGAUGAUAACUACCUAGCUGUGAAGAACGGGCAAGGCAAGUAUCUGCUCAAUGGGCACUUCAUUGUCUCGGCUGUGGAGAGGGACCUGAUGGUGAAGGGCAGUGUGCUACGGUACAGCGGGACAGGCACGGCAGUGGAAAGCCUUCAGUCCUUUAAGCCUAUCCAGGAGCCUCUGACUGUGGAGGUGCUGUCAGUUGGGAAAAUGACUCCCCCCCGGGUGCGUUAUUCCUUCUACCUGCCCAAGGAGAGAAAAGAUGACAAGUCCUCAUACAAGAGUGAUGGGAAGAGCCUGCCUGACCUCACCAACAGUGUCCUAAGCCUAUCCAACCGCCUGGACAUGGGCAGGCCGAGUUACAAACGCCCAUCCUACAAGUGGGCAGCUGGAGGCUGGGAGGCCUGUUCCGUCACCUGUGGCAAUGGGCUGCAGAAGCGCGCUGUGGACUGCCGUGACUCCUACGGCCACCUGGCCUCUGAGUGUGAUGCCACCCAGCGGCCUGUUGACGUCAGGAUAUGCGGAGACCCCUGCCCCACGUGGGAGGCAGGUCCUUGGUCCCCUUGCUCCAAAACCUGUGGCAGAGGCUUCAAGAGGCGCAUGUUGAAGUGCACAGCCCAGGCAGGGCAGCUGUUGCCUCGGGAUCGCUGCAAUCUCAGGAAGAAACCUCAGGAGCUAGACUUCUGUACCCUGAGGCCCUGCUGACCAGGCUGGUGGCACUUCCAAAGGAGGCAUGGUGUCUCUCUAGCUGGAGAUCCGUGGCUGAAGGUUGAACAGCAGCUGGGGGAAGGGAGAGGGGGAGCCAUCUGAGGUGAGGGGUCUGCUACAUAGCACAUACCAACAGACAAAGGAUUUGUAUGUGGGGAGAGAGCACGCAUGAGCGAGAGGGGCUCAGCGUGGUUUUGUGGAACAGGUCGCUCGGAGAUGGAGUAGGAUAAACAUCUACCUCGAAGCUGGCAGACUACCCAGACUCCACCACCAUCCACCAGAUGCUGUAGGCACGAGGAGAAAGGAUGAAAGGCAGGGCAAGUCUCCAGGGAUGCUGCCUGGGACUGAACCAAGGACAACAGAGGGUGUUCUUAUAUUGCCAUGGCCCAACCUCCCUCUGCUCUUCCCAGGGUCGCCCCUACCCCCCAACUCCCAGAGCACUAGUACUAGACAGGACCAAGUGGAAUUACCAUUGCAAUGCUGACAAAUGAUAGCGCUUAAUGACCAGUGCAGUGACACACUGGGGUGUCUCAUGAAUCGAUGCCUUCAGGGCUUGCUAGCAGUGACUGCAGCCUGGACAUGCUGCUGCCCUCCAGACACUUGCAGUGAUGUUUUCAUGCAGGGCUGCAAGUCCUUUUUUAUUUUCAUGUUUAUGGAUCGAACAAUGUAGAUUUUUAUGGUGCUUAACUCCGUAUUCUUACUCUCCUUCCUCUCAGUUGGUGCGAACCAUGUGUAACUGAGGCAGUUUUGUCAUUUCCAUUGACUCCUUUUCUAAGACUAUGACUUUCUAUGGUGCUUCAGGAAGGGUGUGUUGGGGGUGAUGAAUCUUCAAUAUAGAACAGGCAUGAAUUAAAAAAAAAAAAAAAACAAAAAAAACCCCACCAAAAACCUCUUCUGGCCCCAUGCUCAUUUACACUCUGGUCUUGUAAAUGGGCAUGAAUUGAAUUGGCAAGGUCCUGUUCUGCUGCAAGGGCAGCUCAAAUGGAUCUCUGUGUAGAUGAGAAUCAGGCCUUGGUUCCAGGAGGCAGUGCUCAGUCGUACUGUUGUGCCCCUCCAUAGCACUUCCUCACCUGAGAAUUGGCAGCACUGCCAAUGGCACAUAACUACUAGGACUGGCAGAUGCUGAGUCAGUUUUCACAGUGGUGCUCCAUGCCAUGUGGUGCCCAGGACUAGCCCCCACCCUCUUCCGCUAGAAUUUUUUUUUUUUUUUUUUUUUCAGGGUUUAAAAAAAAAAAUUAAAAAAAAAAA